UUCAUAGCUUCAUAGCUUCAUAACGGAAGCAGCAUUUGGAGCACCAUGGCUCAUACAACGCACCUUUGCACUUCGCAGGCGAUCUUCACGUUCUUGCUGCUGCUGUGUCCGUGCACAGCGUAUUCGGAGUAUGACCCUUCGCAACCGCUACUACUAUCAAGCAAGGCCACAAUCUACCAGCAGACCGGCAACUAUCUCCACAUCGACCCACUACGACUACUGCGCCCAGCCUUCUGCGCACCAUCAUCGUCAACCAUGUCGUCACAUCGCAGUGGCAACUUAAGCGGCUGUCCGAGCGUCAGUCCGUUUAGUUGGCACGGAAGCAGCAUUUGGAGCACCAUGGCUCAUACAACGCACCUUUGCACUUCGCAGGCGAUCUUCACGUUCUUGCUGCUGCUGUGUCCGUGCACAGCGUAUUCGGAGUAUGACCGUUCGCAACCGCUACUACUAUCAAGCAAGGCCACAAUCUACCAGCAGACCGGCAACUAUCUCCACAUCGACCCACUACGACUACUGCGCCCAGCCUUCUGCGCACCAUCAUCGUCAACCAUGUCGUCACAUCGCAGUGGCAACUUAAGCGGCUGUCCGAGCGUCAGUCCGUUUAGUUGGCACGGAAGCAGCAUUUGGAGCACCAUGGCUCAUACAACGCACCUUUGCACUUCGCAGGCGAUCUUCACGUUCUUGCUGCUGCUGUGUCCGUGCACAGCGUAUUCGGAGUAUGACCGUUCGCAACCGCUACUACUAUCAAGCAAGGCCACAAUCUACCAGCAGACCGGCAACUAUCUCCACAUCGACCCACUACGACUACUGCGCCCAGCCUUCUGCGCACCAUCAUCGUCAACCAUGUCGUCACAUCGCAGUGGCAACUUAAGCGGCUGUCCGAGCGUCAGUCCGUUUAGUUGGCACGGAAGCAGCAUUUGGAGCACCAUGGCUCAUACAACGCACCUUUGCACUUCGCAGGUCUGUAAAAACUUUCCGCUUUAUGCUAAGAAAAGUGACGACCCAUUUUUGCUAUUGCUUCCGUGCCAACAAGUGCUCUGUGAAAUUGUCGCAGAUUGUUUUUCUAUGGCGUUGCUGUUAUUGUGCUCAGGUGACGUGGAAACUAAUCCCGGUCCUACUACGCGUACUGAGGCAUUACUCGAGCUGCAGAAUUUGCCAUCAAAUCCCUCUGAGCAGACGGAAGUUCUUUUCCGGCUGUUAAAAGACCUUCAGGCUCGUUCUGUACAAUCUGCUAAGGGUCAGGCCGAGUUGGUUAACGACGUCAAGGCCAUUAAGGUUGGUCAAAAGAACAUCGAGACCAAAAUGGAAUGUAUCCAGAAAAGAUUAGACAACCUUGAAGAAAAAACAAACGUUUUAGACAAUCUCCAUGAUGAAAUGACUGGCAUUCAGGCGUCGACUCAAGCCCAAACAACUCGGCUUGACUCUUUACUAAUGCGCGUUGACGAACUCGAGGACAGAUCGCGACGCAACAACCUCAUAUUUCAUGGCAUCCGUGACUCUCGGGAAUCGUGGGAACAGUCCGAAUCACGCAUAAGAGAAGCACUAACUGGUGUAAUCGACAGCCUGCCUGACACGGCAAUCGAACGUGCUCAUCGCAUUAGUCACUACACGCCUAAUAAGUGUCGCCCAAUUGUAGUUAAAUUCACCAAAACGAAAAUAAAAGACAAAGUACUUUCUUUGCGCGCACAGCUGAAAGAAAAGGGUAUUUCUACCUCCGAAGAUUUUUCGCCCGCCACCCGUCACGUCCGUAAAAAACUAAUUGAGUACGCUAAAAGCCAGCCCCAACCAUGCCCUUUCCAGUUAAGGUACACCAAACUAAUAAUGAAUAAAAAACAGUUCGUCUAUGACCCGGCAACAGACACCGUCAACGAGCAUGCGCCAUAUGAACCACGAGAUAACGGUGGGCAUGCAAAUUCCCAGCACGUGCCCAGUUAGGAAAACGUGAGGGGAUGUGGACGAGAAUCACGAGAAUCAUGCAUCGUAUCUGUUUUCUUUACAAAUAUUCGAAGCGUCAUGAAUAAGCGCACUUCCUUAGAAUCUGCCUUGGAGACUUGUAACGCCGACAUCUUUGUGCUUACCGAAACGUGGCUACAUUCACAGAUUCAAGAUAACGAAAUUCUUCAAACCGCACAACAUUUUUCACUGUAUCGUUGUGACCGUACAAUGCGUCAGGGAGGCGGCGUGCUCUUAGCCAUUUCUAAAGAUAUCCCAUCUCAGUGUAUUCACGUCAAUACUGACCUCGAAACAGUUUGGGCCAUCAUGGAAAUAAAUCACCAGAAGAUAAUCAUUGGUGUUUGUUACCGCCCCCCAACUUAUUCAUCUAACU
Dermacentor albipictus is the source of this 2326-nucleotide messenger RNA. RefSeq lists its product as uncharacterized. Gene Ontology annotation, molecular function: single-stranded RNA binding. Gene Ontology annotation, cellular component: ribonucleoprotein complex. Gene Ontology annotation, biological process: retrotransposition. The record is from RefSeq and is a predicted model, not a curated record. NCBI's taxonomy places the organism in Eukaryota, Metazoa, Arthropoda, Arachnida, Ixodida, Ixodidae.